CUUUGGAUAUGGAUAUUUUUGUUUUAUUCAUUCUCAUGAUGGAGUUGACAAGAAAAGGUUACAGCGCCACUGUGGACGAUGUUGCCAGAUUGCACGCUGACCUGUUCAGCAACUACAAGCGAGUGAUCCCCCCUGUCUACCAGCAGAACCACGCAGUCCAUGUCAAGCUGUCGUUGUUCCUGCUCAUGAUACAUGAUCUGGACAUGAAGAAUCAAGUACUCACAACAAGCGGGUGGCUGAACGUUAACUGGGAGGACGAGUUUCUCCGCUGGAACAAGAGCGACUACGGCGGUGUGGAGGAGAUCAUAGUCAGCCAGAGCGCCGUGUGGUUGCCGGACAUCUUGGUGGAGAACACUGCUCAGAACUUCGCCGAGAUCGGAAGUGACUCCAUCCUGGUGAGCAUCAAGGACGAUGGCCACAUAUCCUGGGAGCCUGGGAUCCUGACCAAGACCAUUUGCGAGGUCAACAUCGGCAAGUACCCCUUCGAUUACCAGCGGUGUGAGAUCAAAUUUCUCACCUGGAUGCAUACCAACAAAACCCUGGACGUGCAGCCAGGUUCAGAUCUAGUCAGCCUAGACGCCACUAUCUCUAACGGCGAGUGGGACAUCAAGUCAGCCAUAGCCAGACCUUACUUCUACCCCUCCACCUACAAGGUGGGCACAGCCCACACAGGGGUGAAGUUCAUCAUCGAGCUGAUGAGGAAGCGCACCUUCUACGUCCUCAACACCAUCAUCCCUGUCGUCAUGCUGUCCCUGCUCAACGUGCUUGUCUUCCUGCUGCCCGCCAGCUCCGGCGAGAAGAUGGCGCUGGCUGUCACUGUCCUGCUGUCCUUCACGGUCUACCUCAGCAUCAUCAGCGAGGUCAUGCCCAAGACAUCGGAGAGCAUCUCGAUAUUAGCCGUGUACCUGACGACCCUGCUGUCGCUCAGUACCAUGUCCGUGCUGUCGUCUGGCGUCGUGAUGAACAUGAUCCACCAGGACACCGACAAGCCCGUCCCCACCUUCCUCAAGUGUCUCGUCUGCUGCCGACGCCGACAGAUCCGACGCCAGAUGAAGCGCGGCAUCUUCCGACGGCGGGUCCCCAGCUUCCGCGUGGGUCGGGGUCAGGGCACCCACCAGAACGACGCCUACUCCGACAGCAGCGCGUACUGGAGCAACGGCGACACGGGCAGGAAAAGACAACCCGGCUACGAAGGGGAAAACUUACGGGUUUUCCCGACCUCGCAGCUGUCUAAAAAUAACUCCCAAACCGCGGAGACCAAAAUAGACGAGCGCCAUCUUGAUGACGAGACGGUGCGCGCGGAGCACCUGUCGUUGUUUGAACACAAAGCGGAUGACGCGCCGGAUAUGGACGACUGGGCGCUGAUCACGUGGAUGGACGUGGGCAGUGCCGUGGAUACGCUGUUGUUCUGGACUUUUCUCGGCAUCACCGUCAUGUCCACCACGAUAGUGCUUGUUCUGUUUUCAUUACAAUAACUGUGAGUUCUCUCGAGGUCAGAGGUCAACACAGGUCAACCGGAUCUGACCCCUAGACAUGUUUAUUUGAUACGUACAUGUAUAUUAUGCAUUUAGUCGUACAAUUAUAGUGAUAUGUACAAUUAUAUCGAACGCCUGUUAAACCUUUGAUAAGUAAUCAUGUGACUUGUAAGAUUCGAUUUUUUGAAAACUAUUGAUUUACUUUUUAAAUGCAAGCUGGCGUAUGUGGAAUACACGGAAUAUAAUUUCUUUC
This is a messenger RNA of Physella acuta, 1728 nucleotides long. Its product is annotated as neuronal acetylcholine receptor subunit non-alpha-2-like. Gene Ontology annotation, biological process: monoatomic ion transmembrane transport. NCBI's taxonomy places the organism in Eukaryota, Metazoa, Mollusca, Gastropoda, Physidae. Gene Ontology annotation, molecular function: extracellular ligand-gated monoatomic ion channel activity; transmembrane signaling receptor activity. The record is from RefSeq and is a predicted model, not a curated record. Gene Ontology annotation, cellular component: membrane.